AUGACAGAAAUGCAAAUCGACACCCCUUCCAUCGACGAGAGCUUGUACUCGCGGCAGCUCUACGUCAUGGGAAAGGAAGCCAUGCUCAAGAUGCAGAACGCCAAUGUCUUGAUUAUCGGCCUCAAGGGCCUCGGCGUGGAAAUCGCCAAAAACGUGGCGCUUGCAGGCGUCAAGUCGCUUUCCUUGUACGACCCGCUGCCUGUGGAGCUCCACGACCUUCUGACGCAGUUUUUCUUGCGCGAGGAGGACGUUGGAAAGCCCACUGCCGACGUGACACGCGAAAAGUUGCUGGAGUUGAAUCUGUACGUUCCAGUAACGGUUUUGAGCGAGUUGGCCGACGCCGACGUGGCCCGCUUCCAAUGUGUGGUGGCCACCAACGCGCUGUUGGAGCAGCAGGUGCGCUUGAACGACGUCACGCACGCCAACAACGUUGGUUUCAUCGCCACAGACGUGCGUGGUCUUUUCGGCCAGUUGUUUGUGGACUUUGGCGACUUUACCGUCAUUGACCAGACGGGCGAGGAGCCCUUGUCGGGCAUUGUGUCGGACAUUGAGCCCAACGGAACUGUGACCAUGUUGGACGACAAUCGCCACGGCUUGCAAGACGGCGACUAUGUUCGGUUUUCCGAGGUCGAGGGCAUGCCCAAGCUCAACGACGGCACGCCGCGCCGCGUGGAGGUGUUGGGCCCUUACGCGUUCAAAAUCUCCAUUGACGACAGCUUCGGCACCUACGUUAAGGGCGGCUUGUACCAGCAGGUCAAGAUGCCCACCACGCUCCGCUUCGAGCUGCUCCGCAAGCAAUUGGCAGCGCCCGAGUUUCUCCACUCGGACUUUGCCAAGUUCGACCGGCCUCCGCAGCUCCACGUGGGUUUCCAGGCGCUCCACGCGUUCAAAACCCGCCACGGCCAUUUGCCUAGACCCUACAACGAAGAGGACGCCAACGAGACGUUCAGAUACGCGCAAGAGGUGGCGGCACAGCUGCCGGGCGUGGUCGAGGGCGACUUGGACGAGAAAAUCAUCAAGGAGUUGGCGUACCAGGCGCAAGGUGACAUUCCGGCCAUGACGGCUUUCUAUGGAGGUCUUGUGGCCCAGGAGGUGUUGAAGUGCUGCCUGAGCAAGUUUGGCCCCGUCAAGCAGUGGAUGUACUUUGACCUGUUGGAGUCUUUGCCUGAUGCAGAGGCGUUUCCCCGCAAUGCUGAAACAUGCAAGCCUCGUGGCUCCAGAUACGACGGCCAGAUUGCCGUGUUUGGCGAAGCUUUCCAGCGCAAAAUCGCUGCGUUGCGUGUGUUUUUGGUCGGCUCCGGUGCCAUUGGUUGCGAAAUGUUGAAGAACUGGGCCAUGAUGGGCUUGGGCUCGCAGGGCAAGAUUGUCAUCACCGACAUGGACUCGAUCGAAAAGUCCAACUUGAACAGGCAGUUCUUGUUCCGUCCUAAAGACGUGGGCGGCCAAAAGGCCCAGAUUGCCGCCCAGGCGGUGGUGCACAUGAACCCAGACUUGGAGGGCAAAAUCGACGCCCGCUUGGAAAAAGUCGGCCCAGACACCGAACACAUUUUCGACGACGACUUUUGGAACGGCUUGGACUUUGUCACCAACGCCUUGGACAAUGUUGACGCACGUACCUACGUCGACAGACGCUGUGUUUUCUUCAAGAAACCGCUUCUUGAGUCUGGAACUUUGGGCACAAAGGGUAACACGCAGGUUGUGAUCCCCAACUUGACCGAGUCGUACCUGUCGUCGCAGGACCCUCCCGAAAAACUGAUUCCUUUGUGUACAUUGCGUUCGUUCCCCAACAAGAUUGACCACACAAUCGCCUGGGCCAAAUCCUUGUUCCAAGGCUACUUUGCCGACUCUCCAGAAACUGUCAACUUGUACUUGAGCCAGCCAAACUACGUCGAACUGAACUUGAAGCAGAACCCUGACAUCAAGGGCACAUUGCGCAACAUCGCUGAUCUUUUGAACAAUAGACCUUACUCGUUUGACGACUGUAUUCGCUGGGCCCGCAUACAGUUUGAAACCAAGUACAACCACGAGAUCCGCCAGUUGUUGUACAACUUCCCUGAGGAUGCUGUGACUUCGACUGGCGCGCCAUUCUGGUCUGGACCAAAGCGGGCUCCUACACCUUUGGAAUUCGACAUCAACAACCCAGACCACCUCAACUUCAUCAUUGGUGGUGCUAACUUGUUGGCUUACGUCUACGGCUUAAAGGAGACCAAGGCAACUUUCGAUGACUACAAGAAGGUUUUGGAUACUGUCGAAGUGCCUCCUUUCGAGCCAAAGACAGGCCUCAAGAUCGCCACAAACGAUGCCGAGGCCGAGGAACAAGCAAAGUCGCUCUCCGGCUCUCUUGAUGAAGAGGAGAUUCGCCAGAUUGCUGCAUCCUUGCCUGAACCAUCGACUUUGGCCGGCUACCGCUUGACCCCAAUCGAGUUUGAGAAGGAUGACGACACCAACCACCACAUUGAGUUUAUCACUGCUGCGUCUAAUUGCAGAGCUUUGAACUACUCGAUUGAAACCGCAGACGCCAGCAAAACCAAGUUUAUUGCCGGAAAGAUCAUUCCUGCCAUUGCCACUACAACUGCUUUGGUUACUGGCUUGGUUUGUCUUGAGUUAUACAAGGUUGUGGCUCAGCACAAGGACAUUGAAGUGUACAAGAACGGUUUUGUCAACUUGGCACUUCCAUUCUUUGGAUUUUCCGAACCAGUGCGUUCGGCCCGCGGAAAGUACAACGACAAGGAGUUUGAUCAAAUCUGGGAUCGUUUUGAGAUCCACGGUGACAUCACCUUGCAAGAGUUGCUCGACCACUUCCAGGAGAAGGAAGGUUUGGAGAUAUCUAUGUUGUCCUAUGGCGUCACUUUGUUGUACGCAUCUUUCUUCCCACCUAAGAAGUUGAAUGAGAGAAGACCAAUGAAGAUCACGCAAUUGAUUCAGACCGUUAGCAAGAAGGAGGUGCCUGCUGGCACCAAGAACUUGAUUCUUGAGAUCUGUUGCGACGACAAGGAGGGUGAGGAUGUUGAAGUGCCAUACAUCAACAUUAAGUUGUGA
Molecule: messenger RNA, 3039 nt
Organism: Clavispora lusitaniae ATCC 42720
Lineage: Eukaryota; Fungi; Ascomycota; Pichiomycetes; Serinales; Metschnikowiaceae
Gene: UBA1
Product: E1 ubiquitin-activating protein
Biological process (GO): protein ubiquitination; DNA damage response; ubiquitin-dependent protein catabolic process
Cellular component (GO): nucleus; cytoplasm
Molecular function (GO): ubiquitin activating enzyme activity
Source: RefSeq, a predicted model, not a curated record